Messenger RNA from Anopheles stephensi (Asian malaria mosquito), 3622 nucleotides. Its product is annotated as phospholipid phosphatase 2-like. The transcript is spliced from 6 exons. Gene Ontology annotation, biological process: phospholipid metabolic process; phospholipid dephosphorylation; signal transduction. Bases 1951 to 2892 code for a protein of 313 amino acids. Lineage: Eukaryota; Metazoa; Arthropoda; Insecta; Diptera; Culicidae. The record is from RefSeq and is a predicted model, not a curated record. Gene Ontology annotation, molecular function: phosphatidate phosphatase activity.
CGUUCAUUCUCGUGCGUGAAGUCUAGCGGGAAGCACGUGUGCAGCGCGCGCUCGCAAAUCGUUCGAAAAUAAAAAAAAGACGCGCCCAACCGCGAUCCUUCGGCGCCCGUCUCGAGGACUCGAGUGUUUUGAUACAUUGUUUAUUACGGUCGGUUCACCGUCGCAACGGGUAGCAUUAAAACUUAAUGUUGAUUUGAAAGAUUGGCCCGAUCGUUCGAUCGAUCGCGCUCAGUACACGGCCGGCUAGUGUUUUGGUCCGUUGUGCGGAAAUCGAACGGUGUACGGUGGUGUGUUUUUAUUUUGAUUUCGUUCUCAAUCUAUCAGUACGGCUUGUUGUGUGCGUGUGUGUGAUUUUAGUUCGAAAAUUCGAAUCAUACGGCAAACGUGCAGGGAGGAAUCGUGAGUGAGCCAAGCGUCAACGGAGCGGGUGACGGGGCCGCUGUAGAUUACGGAGCAGUGAUUAACGUAAUUUAAACUCAUUUUAUGGUCAUCAUACACGUAGUACGUACGGUGCGGCAUGACGGUCCAGGAGUGUGUAGCAAACUGCGCAAUCUUCAAAACCAAACCGGAAAGGAAUUAGGAAAAUAAAAGCAAACGUGAACCAAGCGAUCGUACCCGGUUUUGACGAUAGUUUAAACCUUCCCGCUGCCGCUAGUGAUUGGCCAAAUAAAGCCUUACUAAUCGGAGUACGAUCGCGUAAAACAACCAGAUCAUCCAAGUCAAGGCAGCCGCAGCCGAACGCAAGAGAUAAGUUAUUUCGGCGCCUUAAAUUGGACCCCGGGAAACAUUUUGUUAAUUAAUUACUGCCAGCGUCCAGCGCGUUGUUCUGAUCGACAAUUGGGGCACAUGCGGCAAGCCGUGGAUCGGCAGUGUGGCGGAGGAAAUAAAACUUAAAAGCCAACCCCCAAAUCGGCGCAACUGCCAAAUGGACGGUUGAAUAUGCCGCCAUAAAGACGCAGUGAAACAACGAAAUCAUGCUGCAACGAUUUAAAUUGAUUUGAAUGCUGCUAGUGAGAGAAGUUCCCCAAACCAAGCGCACUAAACUGGAGCGUGGAGGACGGAUUGUAUUUAAUACCUAAUUUCCGUUAAUCUUGCAAUUGCUGCAACGGCUAAUAUAGUUAGCCCCCGGCCAAUUGGUUGUUCCGGUAUGCGAAUUGUUUACUGCGGCCUGGAAUCACUUUUGACAAUUGUGACAGCAGACGAGUGGCCUAGUCGCCGCGCCAGGCAGAUUACGCCUAGUCAGUGAGUGAGAUUAGUUUGUGCCCUCAGUAUCAUUGCCCCCUAUCCCGGUGAGCAAUCAAAACACACACACACACGGAACCCGGGGAAUGAACGUUUAUUGGCACAAUCACAACAGAUGCCCUCGCGCGUUUCGCAGCCUCCCGUCGAACCGAGUGGAUGCGUUGGAAAGUUGACAACUGUCAAUUUUAAAUGCGACGUUGUCGUCCCCCAUUGUGUAGUAGUAGGCUGUGCAGGUUGUUUGAAAAGUGCGCUGCCAAAACGGGAAGUGGUUGAUUGUGCAGGAUCGUUCUCACUGCGCCCCGUGUCAGUUAAGUGUGCUUAGUGCGUCGUAUGUUCGAUAGAACCGCAAAAUGCAGCCAAUGUGACAUGAUAAGGAAUAUUUCCAAUAGUGCUCAACGAUACCUGCUGCAUAGUAGUAGGCUGCCGAAUCUGUGAGCAAGCGAGAGAAAAAGAGUCUGGUACAGAAGAAGAAGAAAAACGAAAGGAUCUAGUAGACAGAUGCUGCGACCGUAUCUGCGCAAACUGUCAAAUCUUCGUGUCACCCGGGCUAAUCAGAAGGCGCAAUGUGCUGUUAAAAAAUCCAGCUCGGAGUGAAUCUAGAGUAAUAAAAAACCUUCUCAAUUAAGACUAAUUUCCUAACGCAACAAACACACCCGUUCAAGUGUAAGUGGAAUCCCCCUGGCCGUGUGCAUCAAGUGCCUCCCGAAAAUGGCGGACGUCGAAUCGCAGAAGAUAUGUGUCAAGGCAAAGUCCAAGAUCACCUUUCCCCGGGCAGUUGACACGUUGAUACUGGUGCUAGUCGCCUGUUUUCUUAUACUGACCGAACUGGGCCUGCUGCCGCAAGUGGUAAAGCGCGGCUUCUACUGCAACGAUCAAUCGAUCCAGCAUGAGUAUAAGGGCGAUACGAUAACGACCGUCACCAUACUGCUCAGUGGGCUGAUUCCGGUAGCGCUGAUAUGGCUGACAGAAGCAUUCCUCUACACGCCAUCGAUCAGUCUGAGCAAAACGGAAACCGAAUCGCGGUGCCGCGGUUCGUGGCGUGAGGCUUGGUACUGGUCGAAGAAGUAUGGCCGCGGACUUAUCACCAUGCUAGUCAUCAUCGGUACGAUAAAGAUUUUCCUUGGUGAACUGCGGCCACACUUUCUGACCACCUGUCAACCGGAUGUCGAAUGCAAGGGCACCGAAUACAUCAGCUCGUACACGUGCACCAACAGCGACGAAAGUCUGUACUUUGUGCGAGACGCCAGCAAAUCCUUCCCGUCGGGCCAUUCCGCCAUGUCCGUGUUCGAGGCAAUCUUUCUCAUCUGGUACCUGGAGAAGCGUGUGCCCCGGCUGCGGACCCUCUUCACCAUACCGCUGCUGCAGAUGGUGCUGAUGUGCUGGGCCGUGUUUUGUUCGCUAUCACGCAUCACCGACCAUCGGCAUCACUGGUGGGAUGUGCUGGCUGGUACGGUGGCGGGCUGUAUCGCAGCCUUCAUGACGUGUCUUUUCGGAUGUCACAACUUCGACACGAGCAAACGGAAACGGAAGACUUCCCUCUAUACCGAUCACGAUCACAAGCUGAUCAACACUGGCAGCGGAAAUGCGGCCACCAUCGGUACACCGCUGCACAAGGAAGAGAUCAACCUCAACAACGUGAUCCACGCCUGACCGCGCAGCUGGAAGCGAGUCUUGGGCAGCGGGGAGAUCCAACCCUCCCUCCCGCACCCAUUCGCUGCCCGUAUUCCACAGAAACAGUAUUUUGCGCUAUGUAUUGUAUGACGAUUCGUUGCGACGGUUGCUCUAGGUUGCGGGAACAUACCGGUGUGGUGGUGUUCCAACUUUCAUUUGUCAUGAGGUAGGGUAGGAUUCAGAAGAUUCAUACGCGAUAAGAACAUCGCGCCGGCAGAGUAACAUUCGAACCGCCUGCCCAAGUGGCGGGGUCGGUAUUGUGAUAUUAUUCAAUAAGUCAUUAACAUGUGUGUAGUAGAUAUAGACCAACAAAAACCCCUUCAACCUCUCCAAGAACUCGCCCCUCAAAAUAGUCGCCGGCGUAACCACGAAACAAAGUGCCAAACCGAAAAUCCGGCUGUCGAACGACGAUGUACGAAUGUUAAGAGCAAUCUGCAGGAAUCAUUACAACAUUAUCUUACAGAAACACAGAAGCAGAUGUUACAUGUAGUUUCUGUGCCCCGUUUAGCCGUUAAGAGAAAACAAAUAGAUUUUAAAAAUCUUCCUUAAUGUUAAUGUUGAGGUAAGGAAUUUAAACACAGUCACUAAAACCAACCAGGGAAGGGGUGCACGGUACGGAAAGGGAGGCGAUGUUAUAUUAUUGUAUUUUAUGCGCAAGCAGAAAGAAAAAAAUAUAUGUAUUUGCAUUAUUUAUAAAUAUUUAAAAGAA